This is a messenger RNA of Trichomonas vaginalis G3, 144 nucleotides long. RefSeq lists its product as uncharacterized. The transcript has a single exon. The record is from RefSeq and is a predicted model, not a curated record. Lineage: Eukaryota; Parabasalia; Trichomonadida; Trichomonadidae. Bases 1 to 144 code for a protein of 47 amino acids.
AUGGCCCAACCACCAGCAGUUGAUGGUCAAGCUCCAUCACCACCAGCUCCAGCACCAUCUCCUUAUUACGCACAGCCAGUAGAUCCUCAACAACCGCCGGCAAAUAAUUAUAAUCAGCCUCCACCGCCACCGCCACCUGCAUAA